Messenger RNA from Astrephomene gubernaculifera, 1128 nucleotides. The record is from the annotation of a GenBank genome assembly. NCBI's taxonomy places the organism in Eukaryota, Viridiplantae, Chlorophyta, Chlorophyceae, Chlamydomonadales, Astrephomenaceae.
GCUGCCCCUGGGAUUGCUCCGGCAAGACUUUGAAGUCAUGCUUGGAGGCUAACCCGGACGCGCUGCGCUGGCUGUUGAGGCAUGGCUGCCCCGUGGACUGGCCUGCGACUAUUGCUGAGGCGGCGAACUUGCGGUGGGCUCGCCGCAUGUCGCCGCAGACAACGCUGAUAUGGACUUGGGUUCUGAACAACAGCGGUGACGAGUGGUGGAUGCAGGCGGGCUACCGGACGCAGCAGGAGGGGGUCAUGGCGGCCCUGAUGGGUGAGGAUGGGGACACGGAUGAGGAUGGGGACACGGAUGAGGAUGGGGACACGGAUGAGGAUGGGGACACGGAUGAGGGUGGGGACGUGGACGAGGGUGGGGACGUGGACGAGGGUGGGGAUAUGGACGAGGGAUGAGGGUGGGGACGAGGAUGAGGACGGAGGUGAGGAGCUUGGAUGAUGGCGACGAGGUGCAUGGGGAGGAUGGGUUGCAGGUAAGGGGACAGCGAGGAAGGGAGCCGUGGUGGGAACAGUGACGACUGUUAAAGGGUAAGGGUGGAAGAUGGUCAAGCGCGUUUGGCAGGGAGGACGGUAUGCACGGAAGGAGAGAUGUCGAGGGUAUGCUGCCAUUCACGGAGUAAUGCUUCAUAGGCAUAUGAUGAAUGGGGGACGUGAUGCCGUAACCAACGAAGCAGCUUGAUGAUUGCUGGCUACCGAAGAUGUUCCAAGGAGCCACAAAGAGCAUGCGGCAAUGCAUAUAUAUGCCGUACUGUGCAUGUCGGUGUUCCGCUGGACAUGGCAUUACCAACGUGCACAGGUUGCGGCAAACCAUUGAUGAUGGAGGUGUUUAGAGGGGGUGUAAUGUCAUUCAUGGAAAGUUACUACAUGGGGCUUGCCUUUGCUGCCAAGCCCGGUGUGGCUGCAUUUUGCGGCGGUGGUGUGCUGCCGGACAGCCAGGCUGGUGUAUGCCAUCUCCUGUUAUCUUGGAUGUCCUCGCUUGACUUGCGGUUGUUUAGUUGCGGCCAUUCAUAUGCCAUGAUGGCGCCUUGUUUGUACCUCAAACAGCACUGCGUAGCACCUAAAUGGAUGUUAUGCUUUCGUGGUGCUUCAGUGGUUAUACUUGAGGUUGUAAUUUUCGCAACAUGAA